Messenger RNA from Rotaria sp. Silwood2, 567 nucleotides. Lineage: Eukaryota; Metazoa; Rotifera; Eurotatoria; Philodinida; Philodinidae. The record is from the annotation of a GenBank genome assembly.
AUGUAUUUUGAUGUAUUAGGUUCCUUAAGUACAACAUCGGCGGAAACUUCUUGUUCGUCAAUAACUGAUGCGAUUAAUGAACCUACAUCAAAUGUAUUUGAUUCAAUGUCAUCAAGUGUUAUAAAAUUAACUGGUGGUCGAGCACUUUAUCUCAAAGAAAUUAAUCGUCAUCUAGCAUUAGUAUGUAUUUUACAUGAAAAAGCGCUUUCAAAACAAGCUAUUAUUGAAUAUAAUGUUAAUCAAAUUAAAUCGUUUUUAGAUAAAUUAGGUCAUGAUGGUUUCAAUAAAUUACGUGCUACUUAUGAUGAUAAAACAGUGUAUGCAAAAUACGUAUUUACAUUUUGUACUAGACUACGUUGUCAAUCGGUUACAUUUACUGCUUGUUGUCCAAGAUGUGUUCUUCCAGCAAGCACAUCAAAUACAUUUGAAUGGGAUACAGUAUUUCAAUCAGAUAAUAAACACGAACAAUCAUGCGAUAGAACAUUUGUCAAAAUCGAUAAAGUAAUAAAAAAUCAAAGUAUUCAUCAAAGUCGACGGCUGAUAUUAAAUAGUUCAAAAUUACUUUGA